AUGUUAGUCGAAAUAAUGGUACUCAGUGGAAUCAAAGAUCUUAUGACAGAGCGAGUCAAUGGUGGCUCAUUUGAGUUUCAUUUCAGGAUGAUGGUGGACAUGAGUCGUGAUUCGUGGUGGUAA
Paraglomus brasilianum is the source of this 123-nucleotide messenger RNA. The record is from the annotation of a GenBank genome assembly. Lineage: Eukaryota; Fungi; Glomeromycota; Glomeromycetes; Paraglomerales; Paraglomeraceae.